This is a messenger RNA of Anopheles moucheti, 7696 nucleotides long. It is a transcript of the gene stau, whose product is annotated as double-stranded RNA-binding protein Staufen homolog. NCBI's taxonomy places the organism in Eukaryota, Metazoa, Arthropoda, Insecta, Diptera, Culicidae. The coding region runs from base 646 to 4029 and encodes 1127 amino acids. The transcript has 7 exons. The record is from RefSeq and is a predicted model, not a curated record.
GCAAAACUGUUUUCUUUACUGUUUGCCGACGAUUCUCAUCAUACUCCAUAGUGGAAAAAGCUGCAAUUUAAAUUAAUGUGUGUCCCAGGAAAGUGUUGUGCUUGUGCCGCGUGAAAACGAACCGAGUGUGUUAAAAGAGCAAAACCUGCUCACCUGCCCCGAACCAAACACAAAAGGCUUCGGAUGCUGUAUGAAAAGUGAAGCAAUAGAGAGAAAAAAGCGUAUCUUUGCUAAAUAUGCAAAGGAAUGUAGCUGUGGGUGCGCGAAAAGUGUGAAAUCUUUAGUCAAGGCAGUGAAUUUUGCGAUAAUUGUUCGGGCCAGGUGAAUGUCAAUAUUGUAGCAUUCGGGAAGAAAGCAGCUGCCAGCAUCCUUCUCUUGUCGCUCUGCCAACAGGACACUCUUUGCGCUUGCAUCGAAAGGCAGACUCUGUGCUAGAAGAGGCACCGAGCUCAUUCUUAAAAAAAAACAGUCAGUGGCAGACCAAUAGCACGGGAUCCAGUGCCGUAAUCAGCGCGUGUGUUAUUUACAGUCACGUGCUUACAUGGCCAUUUGACUUGAGCGAUUGGAAGCGUUUACGCUGUCAAAAAAGAGAGUAUUUGUAUUACAAGCGGCCUAAAGCAAAUCAUCGCAAAGCGCACUAUCAUCAUGCACGGACAUAUGGCACCACAGCAGCAUCCAGGGAUGCAUCCGGCACACCAACCGCCACCACAUUUAACGCAUUUAACCAGCCUGCCGCCGCACAGCAUACAGCGCGACCAUCCCGCGAACAGACUAAACAACGCCCGUCAUCAUCAUCCGCGCGGUGUCGACCAUCAGGCGGCAGCAGGUAUGGCACCACACCUUCCAAUGCAGGUUCCGCCACCAACACAUCAACCUUCACACCAGUCACAGAACGUGAGAAAGCCAUCGGGACCUUAUUAUAGCAUGCAUGGCGGCAUACCGAAGUCCAUGCCUUUGGCUACACCCCAUCUACAUCCUUCGCCACCGGGUUUGGGCGUGGGACCGCCGCAACCGCCUCAACCCCUACCACCACACCAGCAUAUGGGUUCGAUUUCGCACCCGUCGGUAGUCGGGGGUAAUCAUCCGCCCGUUCCCGGGGGUAAGAUUCCGUAUGGCAUUGGAGGUGGUGGUGGUGGUGGAGGUGCUGGUGGUAGUAGCGGUGGAGCAGCAAUGGCACAGCAUCAGCAGCCCUCGGUUUCAGUGCAUCAUUCAGUGACGAUGCAAGCACCACCACCGAUACCUGUUGUCUCAGCAGCGACUCCGGCCGGUACGAAAACGCGUCACAUCCCAUCGAACACGGACCAUAAAGUGCAUCACGGCCAUGGCCAUAGUGUGCUGCAAUCGAAUGGCAAUUGUGGUCCCGGUUCGAAGGGGAUUGCGACUAACCAUCACACGAACCAGACGGGAUCGACUAUGGAUAAGACGAAGGUGUCUGGUGGAACUGCAUCCAGUGGCGGUAAUCGACACCACAAUCACCAUCAUAAUCAGCAUCAACAGCAGCAGCAUCAACCACAACAGCAGAUAGUCUCGAAGUCAAAUGAUGUUCCACUCCCAAAGGACUCGGCUGCGGUACUCGCAGUGACAGUGAGUGCCGCCAAUGCGACACCGGCCGUUGCAAACGUUGUACCGACGAUGACGAACCAGACGGGCACGACGGCUAUCGCUAUUAGUACGCCAGCGAACGGUGGAAUGUCAUCGAUGGCGGAGGGACAGAACGGAACGGUCAACCAGUUGAUGACGACACAACACUCACCAACCGACUCGAUAGAAGCCUUGGCAAACAUUAAAGAGAAAACUACCAUGUGUUUAGUUAACGAAUUGGCGCGGUACAAUAAAAUCCAGCACCAGUACCGUCUGACGGGCGAAUCUGGACCGGCACACAAGAAACACUUCACCGUCACGCUGAAGCUGGGCGAUGAAGAGUACACGGCCGAGGGGGCGAGCAUUAAGAAGGCCCAACACAAGGCGGCCGGUGAUGCGAUCGCUGCGACCAAGUACAAGCAUCCACCGGCCCGGACGAACCGUCGCACCAAAACCGGCACCAAGGGCAACGUGAGCAGUUUCACUCCGACGGUCGAGCUGAACGCGUUGGCCAUGAAGCGCGGUGAACCGACCGUGUACACCGUAAAGGCGGUUCCGAUACCGGUAUCAAAGUACGGCCCGGCAAACGGUACGACUGGAGGCCCGGUUCCGGCCACUGCAACCGGUGGAAGACGCCCGAUGGAAGAUAAGUCCGCACCGGGUGGUGCUCACUCACCCGGCACGGGGUACGGUGGUGCGGGACGAUACGCGGCCGAUGGCAGUACGGGGGCACCCGGCGGCAAUGGGUACUGGUGCCGAACAAUAACUGGACCGACGGGUAUUGCGGCUGGUGUUGGCGGACGUGGAGGCAUGGGUGGAUUUCAUCCGGGACACCAGCAGCAACAGCAACAGCAUGGUCAUCACCCGCGUGACGAUCGUCACCAUGCACCACACAACUAUCACCAUCAUGAAGGAUACGGACACCACGGUUCGUCGGGGCCGGUGACAUCCGUGCAGGAAUUCUAUAAGGCUACGCUGCGCGUUGGGGAACGAACGUUCCUGGGCGAAGGUCAUACACCGCAAGCCGCUCGACACGAUGCCGCCGCCAGAGCGCUGGAAGUGUUGAAACCACUAACUGCGGAUAGCGCCGAAGGGAAGGGCAAAGCUGGUGAAUGUCCUGCCAACGGCGAUACUCUUUCAAGCGAUGGCAUUGGAACGUCUGCCGACGGGUACGAUCCAAAUGCGGAACUGAAGUCACCAAUUUCACUCGUCCACGAGAUAGCGGUGCAGCGUAGUUUGACGGUCGUAUUUGAGGUAAUCAGUGAGAAGGGUCCACCACAUAUGACUGUGUUUGUGACUCAGUGCAAGGUGGGUACGAUCGUAACUGAAGGUGAGGGAACCGGCAAAAAGCUAUCGAAGAAGCGGGCUGCCGAAAAAAUGCUAGAAGAGUUACGCAAGCUUCAAAGUGUGGAGCAGCAAACGUAUCCUCCGUCGUGGGGCGAAAGCAGUCCAGGCACUCCAGGUGGCGAAAAGCGUAAAUCUAAUGCGAAAUCAGCGGCCGCAGCGGAUGGUGGUACAGCGAAGAAAAAGGCGCGUAAUCUCAUCAAAGAAAAAUCGAUUGUAGACGUGGCCGAGAAGGAAAAUCCCAUCUCACGCUUGAUGCAGAUCCAGCAGGCGCGCAAAGAAAAGCAACCUGUUUACACGUUGAUGGAGAACGAUCGCCCGAAUGUCGGCAGACGACGGCAGUUUACCAUUGAAGUUAGUGCCAGUGGACGCCAGGCGACUGGUGUCGGUAUGACGAAAAAGGCAGCCAAAUGGAACGCAGCCGAAGCAUUGUUGGUGGAACUGGGAUACGCAACGGAGUCGAAGGGACCGACUGCGACAGGUGGCGAUGGGGCCGCAAACAAGGAAAACCAGUCUGGCGCGGCAAACGAUUCAUCUCCACCGGGCGGCAAGCGUUCACGAAAGGUUAGGUUCCAGGACGAGCAAAGAAACGGCGUGCCAUCUGCGACACAAAUACUACCAAAUGUCACAUCCUCAAGUGGUGCAAAUCAAGGUAAAGGUGAAACAUCUAAUGACUCGUUAAACGACAGUAUCGCUUCAACCGACAGCAUGGGAACGAACAGUUCUGGAGUGUCAAGUGCAUCCUCAGCUGCACCGAAAGCCGCUGUUGGUGCAAAGAAAGAGCAACUCCUAUAUCUUGCCCAGCUUUUAAAAUUCGAGGUACAAUUUUCCGACUUUCCAAAGGGUAAUCAUGGUGAAUAUCUGACAUUAGUGAUAUUGUCCACGGAACCGAAUCAGCUUUGUCAUGGUAGCGGUGCAAGUCUCCAGGAAAGUCACGAUGAGGCAGCACGUGGAGCCCUCGAAAUUCUGUCCAAAAUCGGUCUGGACAAUAUAAAGCCCAAAGCACCAGCAAACAGCGUAUCGGAUGAUUCUACAAGCUCAGUAACAGGAACAGCUUCGUCAACGGCAACGGUGUCUUCAUCUGGAACAUCCAACAAUAAAUAAGAAGACCAUUGCAUUGUGUAGACGACACCAAGCCAUUGCCGGGGAAUGUGAGACGCCGUGAUCAACGGAAGUCAGAUGAUGGGGAGACGAUGAGUGUAUGUAUGUGUUAUCGUUAUCGAUGUUAACUAAAUGCAGCCGGAUUGCAGCGCGAAAAGCCGUGUAACAGCAAGUUUAAACAACACAUCUCAAAAAGAAACAUUACAAUCGCGAAGAAAGGGAAAUUUCUGAAACCAACUCCGGGGCAAUUAGACGAAUGAUGGAAGCAGAUUUUCAAUCCUUUUGUAACUUUUUUUGUUUACUUGUUACGUUUUGUUUAACUUUUUCGCGCAACCAUUUGCGAUUUGUUUGAUGCAUAUUUUUGUUUCUCCAUACAAUAAGUGGAGGGAAAAAUUGCACAGAGUGCUGCAAGCUUUUGUUUGUGUUUAUGAAAUCGACACCCAGCUUAAUCGUUCAGAUAAGCAAAAUGGAUGUUACGUAGCCUUUUCGUCCAGUACAGAAUUAAAACAAAAAUCCUACAAGAAGUUUAGAGUCAAUCUGGUGUAACAUCAUUUCACAAAGCUGCAGUACUGUGUGCGAAAAAGUGUUGAAGAAAAAAUAUUUCGUGGAAGAACGCACGUAAAAAGAAGAUCAGUAGAAUUGAUUACCAUUUUCCUAAGUGAAGAGUUUGAAGAAACACACUGUGGAACAGACACACGGACGGACUGAUGAAAGUGAAACAAAGGCCAACAACAAACUGUGAAAAGUUAAGAUGUGCAUGAAGGUUCUUGAAUCAACAAUAGCUAAGACGGAAGAUGGAAAGAGCUAGAGAGGAAUAGUGAGAUUGUGUCAUUGAUAAAGCAGCGUAAGAAAUAGUGGCUUUCAAGGAAGGGAAUCGAUAUAUAAUAGUUAUCUUUUGCAUCGAUGGAAGCAGCUUAGGGUAAUAAUACUUCAUCGUACAGUAGAUUCUUGAUCGCUGACUAGGCCGGUAGAAAUUACAGCUCAGGAAAGAGGCAACGACUGAGACCCUAGUCAGCGCAUCAAUGAUUGUUACUUACGAUAUUUGUACCCCUUAAUUGAUGGUGUCACAAAGUAGUACUAUUCGUAGUUUGUGUAUUUCGUUUGAUAACCUUCAUCAUUCUGCUUUUCCAAAUGUUCGCGCGGGAUAGUCCACGGUCUGACACAUGUAGAUGCUGUUUGCUAGCUGUGCAAGUCGACCGUAGACGAAAUACGCAGAGGAAUGCAGUAAAAUCCCGAACAUAUGAAACGUAAGCGCGCCUGUUCGGUUGGUUCGAGACACAUUUAGCGUAAGUAGAGGCGAUCGAGAUUUUACUAGAUUCCGAAGCGUACCGCGAAACGUUCACGUUCAAUAUUAACUAUAGCCGUCAGAGUUUGCCAUCGGUUUGGAUGUCUGAGAUCGGUCUGUAUUGAGCGCAAACGUGAUUUAUCAAGGUGCAAGGACGAUAUGCAAAGAACGCAAGCGCCCUGAGAUAGGUCUUACUAAGCUGAUGAACACUAAAGGAAGAUCGGUCCUGCUGUCGCCUCUAGAAUACCAAGCAAUUGAUCAUUAUACGAGGCACGAUCAACAGUUUCAAGGCACUAACGAUCAUUUCUCAGGGCUGCUGACGAAAAGCAUCGUUGCAACAACACCUUUAACUUAAGUGUGUUUCUGCUAGUGUUCGUAUACAAGUAUCUAACUGUAAGGAAUAAUGUAUUUUUUCGCUAUUCAAUCACAUUAUCGUACAUCCCCAGUUACAACAACAUACCGCAACGAUACCAAUUUUAACAAUAGUAAUCCACAAUCGGACGUCUCGUCACGUAAAACAUCUCCAAUUGGCAAAAUACAGAUACUUUCUACCAUGCACACAAACACAAUAGCAAUAGUCCUAUUGGCGAAAGUUUACCAGACCAGGCAGAACAAACAAAAAAAAUACAUUUUUUCCAGUAUAUGAAGAAACGAGUGAUCACGAAACAAAUGGAUCGGAACGGAAACACAUUUUAUUUAAGUUUGGCAUGUGAAAUUAGACCGAAUACGCGUAAGGGCCCGUGAUGACUUUACUACAAUUUCAACACAUCACAGAUAAGAUAGCAAAUGCAAAACUCCGAUUAGGCAUAUGGUAAUUAAUGUUGAGACAGAAGAAAAGAAAACUUCGACCGGGCGCUCGCCAAGAAGAAUCGGCAACAAGAUUAAGCGUUAAAAAUAGGUUUAUUGAUCGCUCUUGUAAAACGACUCCAUCGAGACAACUCCAAAAGUAGGCGGUGGGAUUGUAGCGAAUGCAUCGAGCGAACGUUAAAUGCCCUUGGUGCAGCGUUAGUAACUCAUUUCAUAUUGUAUUAUUUAUUGUACAUUUGCGUAGCAAGACACCGAAUCGUAUUUAUUAUUUAAUAUCCCUGCCAACAUUUGCAUUUUUUUUUUGCUUCGUCCUGCGCUAGAAACUUAAGAAUAUGUUGCCUAACAGCAAUUUUUUCACGAGGAGUAGAUGAAAUCAAGAGCGAUCGAUAAGCGUGGCCUGACACUUCAAUGCACCAUUUUCAGUACGUAUUGUUAAGGGAACGUUUUCCCGGCGUAUCAGUGUCGCAGUUUUAUCCAAUACAGUUUGCGUACGGAAACAGUAAAAGUGUACAAGAAAAACUUCUGCAACGCACCAUUAUUCAGAACCCUCACGCAAACCUUAUUUGGCUAAAACGAACAACAAACAAAAGUGAAGAAAACGGUGGAAAACAAUUCGUCGUUAUUGUUUAAAACUAGAAAAAUAAAACCGAUUAUUUGCACUGGUUUAAAAUACUUACAUGGUACCCAAGAAACAACACAAAAUAAGGAAACAAAUAAAAGAAAAACUCGUCAAAGGCAGCAUAUAUUUUAGAAAUAUCAAAAAUCGUUAAAAAGUUUUUGAAAAUUUUAAUAGAAGAACCCAAGAUGCGAGAAAACAUAAUAGGACAGAUGCUAAAACUAUUUAAAAGAAAAAUCCUCCUGACGGGAAUACUACACUCGAACAGGAGGGUGCACCCAAAGGUCAAUGUUUCCAGUCCUUAUCGAUGGUGUAAUCCCUAUAUUUUCCUAAAAUUCCUGUUCUUGAAAACAAAAAGGAUGCAUAAGUUUCCCUCAGGUCAAACGUAGUUAAAAAUCGGUUUAAAAGAAAAGGAAAAAAACGACACUAACUCCAACUAGCAUGCGGAUUCCCAAACCAACAACGCCAUGAGAAGCAUGUAAAUUAAAAAAAAAUGCAAAAAAUGAAGAAAACGAGAGGAGAAUGGAUUGGAUAAAAUUAGGCACAGUACGAAAAGGGCAUUAUUACACGCGUGAAAGUAGAAAGGGACGGAAUGCGCCAGUUAGUGACGGAGUGCAUGUGCUGAUAAAGAAAAUGUGAACUUGUAGUAAACAAACUAUGAAACAUCCACCAUCAUCAUAUUUGUACGAGAAAAAUAAUGAAAUAUAUGGAACGAAUAAAGAAACUACUCAACAUACACCGACGGUGGCUCGUACCAGCAAAAAGUAUCACAAAAUGUUAGUAAUUUUCAUUACCCAAGAUAUUAUAAAUCUGUACUUAUUUCUUUACACCUUACAGCGCGUGUCGAAGGAAAGAAAGGAGGAUACUAUUGUGCAAGAAGGACUGAGAUCUACACCUGCUAGCAGCAUGAGUAUCUCCCGUAAUACUCCAACAAAAUGUUCCAUUGCAAAUGUUUCAAACUG